ACCACAAAGUCACACAGCGUCCCGGUUUUAACACGCUUUCACCUGUCACAUUACCCGAAAACUUUGCUUUUUUGCAUUUCCCCCGCGGGCUUUGGCACCGUCUGAUGUGCUCCGGGCAGUGGAUUUUUUUCUCCCCACACCUCCAACUUUCUGCACCGGCUGCCGCGCUCCAGGCUCCCGGGGCUCCCGCUGCCCUGCCCGGCUGCUGCUGCUGCUGCAACACCGUCCCCUCGACCACGCGUGUCGAGGGCGAAAAGUGCUGAAAACAGUUUUAAAACCCUCAUUUUGAUUCGGGACUGCUGAUCAGAGAUUUGUAAAGUUUUUGUCCAUUUGGGCUUUAACUUGACGACCCUGUCGCUGCCGGUGAACUCUCCGAUAAAGUGCUACAGUUUCACUUAUAAUUUCUAUCAGAAAGACGAAGAGAACGAGGACCUUUUUUUAUACAAACUCUUUAAAACACGGAGGAUCCAUGAUGAGCAAACCCACUGGCUCCACAAGUGGCUGUUUGGAUAUUCUGAGUGUCAAGUCAAGUCGGAUUCUGGACAUCCCAUGCAAAGUGUGCGGAGAUCGCAGCUCAGGGAAGCACUACGGUGUGUACGCCUGUGACGGCUGCUCGGGGUUCUUCAAGAGGAGCAUCCGCAGAAACCGGACCUACGUUUGUAAAUCUGGCUCACAGGGGGGUUGUCCCGUGGACAAAACUCACAGGAACCAAUGCCGAGCGUGCCGUUUGAAAAAGUGUCUGGAAGUGAACAUGAAUAAAGACGCUGUUCAGCAUGAGAGGGGGCCCCGCACGUCCACCAUCCGCAAACAGGUCGCGCUGUAUUUCCGGGGCCACAAAGAAGUGAACGGCUCCUCGACCCAUUUCCCGGGAUCCUCGCUGCCCGGGCCUCCCUUCUUCACCACCGUCUCGCAGCUGGAGCCUCACAACCUGGAGAUGAGUUCAGUGGCCACCACGCCGGAAAGACAGACCAUCGUGGGUCUGGCGCAACCCACCCCUAAGUAUCCCCACGAGGUGACUGGCACCCCCAUGUACCUGUACGAGGUGGCAACGGAAUCCGUGUGUGAGUCUGCGGCGCGCCUCCUCUUCAUGAGCAUCAAGUGGGCCAAAAGUGUGCCGGCCUUCUCCACCCUUCCCUUAUCUGACCAGCUGAUUCUGUUGGAGGAUGCAUGGAGGGAACUGUUUGUUCUGGGCAUCGCGCAGUGGGCCAUUCCUGUGGACUCAUCUACUCUUCUGGCCGUUUCUGGAAUGAACACAGAAAACACUGAGGCUCAGCGGAUGAGCAAGAUCAUGUCUGAGAUUCAAGCCCUUCAAGAGGUGGUCACCAGAUUCAGACAGAUGCGUCUGGACGCAACAGAGUUCGCGUGUUUGAAAUGUAUCGUGACAUUCAAAGCAGUUCCCACGCAAGGCAGCUCUGAAUUAAGAGGUUUCCGCAACGCCAGCGCCAUCGCUGCACUACAAGACGAGGCCCAGCUCACUCUCAACAGUUACAUACACACCAGGUACCCCACUCAGCCCUGUCGCUUCGGGAAGCUGCUCCUGCUCCUGCCGGCGCUGCGCUCAGUCAGCCCGUCCACGAUAGAGGAGGUGUUCUUCAAAAAGACCAUCGGAAACGUGCCCAUCACCAGGCUCCUCUCCGACAUGUACAAGUCCAGCGAUAUAUGAACUCUCGCCAACUGUCCACGCACGCAGUGGAAGGGACUCGUAGCAGGUGCAACCGUGGGUUGAUUUUUCUUUUUCUUUCUUCAUCUGAACACAGUAUCUCUCGGGCGGUCUUAGUAUAGCCUGAAACAAAGACUGCAACACAUCCGGAUCACCACUUAGCCUGUUUUAACAGUCGCACUAGUUAAGGAUUAGGCAUGUAGGUACCUUGCAUUCAUUAUAGACUGCUGUAUUCAAAACCGCGGUUUCUGAAAUGCUGCCUUAUCAGACUCUCAGAGCACCUGCCAAGUCCAUCUGACAGAGAAAAUAUUGCAUAUCACUGUUUAUCAACUGUCAGUAAGACCAAUGAGCUUGACGACCAAUUCUAAUGGCUGUGUUCAAUCCCAAUGGAGGAAACCAAAAAACUGACUACGCAUGCGCAGUAGCGGGGCGUAGGUGUCGCUGUUCCUCGGUCCAGUGCUGAAACCAAACGCACGGAGCAGCGAUGAAGAGGUGCCAGUGUGUACAAAUAUUAAUCCGAGGAUGGUGUUCGUAUUUCAGUGGCCACUGUCCAAUUUGUGUUGGUGUUUGAGGCGCAGCAUUAAGCAUUUUUUGAAGUGGACUUUGUGAAGUUAGACACUAACACCCGUUAAAAAAAUAAUAUUCAGCACUUGGAAAUGUUUUUGUUGACUGUGAUGUUUUUAUCUGUUGUAAAUAUAUGGAGUUAUAACCAUUUAGAGUUGUAACAAAGAGAAUAAAAGAUGAUGAAUUCAA
Cololabis saira (Pacific saury) is the source of this 2413-nucleotide messenger RNA. RefSeq names its product nuclear receptor subfamily 2, group E, member 1 (gene nr2e1). The coding region runs from base 470 to 1663 and encodes 397 amino acids. Gene Ontology annotation, biological process: anatomical structure development; negative regulation of transcription by RNA polymerase II; cell differentiation. The record is from RefSeq and is a predicted model, not a curated record. NCBI's taxonomy places the organism in Eukaryota, Metazoa, Chordata, Actinopteri, Beloniformes, Belonidae. Gene Ontology annotation, molecular function: RNA polymerase II cis-regulatory region sequence-specific DNA binding; zinc ion binding; nuclear receptor activity. The transcript has 9 exons.